UACUCCGCACAGAUCUCGCACUCACUCACUGCUAGUUAGCUAGCUAGCAGAGAUUGCAGCCCUAAUUUGAUGAUAGUGCAGACAUACCAUUUAACUAGCUGCUACUAGCUAGUACGUGAAAGAGACGAAUAAGCUUCUACGUAUUGAGGUCAAAUAAACAUCACCAUGGACUUGACAAGUCUCACUACGAUGUGGUGGGCCAUAGCUCUUCUUUUCAUUACUGUAUUGGCCACCAAGAUCACAAGAGCAAGAAUCACCAACAUUGAUCCACAGCGUACAACAGGCCAACUUCCACCCAUGGUGAAUGGACUUGCUCUCCUAGGAUUAUUACCUACCCUUCUGAAGAAGGGUCUACCACCUAUGUUCAAUUAUCUAUAUGUUAACUAUGGCAGUGUCUUCACUGUAAGUUGCUUUGGAGUGAUCAAGGUAACACUCUUGAUCGGGCCAGAGGCGACGACUCAUUUCUUCCAAGGUUUGGAGUCAGAGAUUAGCCAUGGUAAUCUGCUUGAGUUCACAGUGCCCAUGUUUGGCAAGGCAGUUGGUUAUGGUAGAGAUACCGCCACCCGAAUGGAACAAAUGCGCUUCCACAGUGAAGCACUGAGGGCAUCCAGGUUAAGGAGCCAUGUUUCUCUAAUGCUUCAAGAAGUGGAGGAUUUCUUUGCAAAGUGGGGAGAGGAAGGCGUAGUUGAUCUAAAGCUUGAGUUCGAGCAGCUACUUAUGUUGAUAUCAGGCCGAUGUUUGCUUGGAAAAGAGGUCCGGGAGAAUAUGUUUGAUGAAGUCUACACACUUUUUCGCGAGAUCGAAAAGGGUGUGACCUUGAUCAGCUUCUUGUUCCCAUAUCUCCCAACUCCAGCAAACCGGCAGCGUGAUAGGGCACGUAUAAGGCUAACAGAGAUCCUCUCUAAUGUUGUCGAGUCCCGUAAGAGCUCCGGGCGAGUGGAGGAGGACACGCUGCAGAAACUGAUUGACUCCAAGUACAAAGAUGGUCGCCCUACAACAGUAGAAGAGGUAGCCGGGUUGAUCAUUGGCUUGCUGUUUGCUGGAAAACACACCAGCUCUCAUACUAGUACUUGGACUGGAGCUUGUCUUCUCAGCCAUCCAGCCUUCUUAAGAGCUGCCAUUGAGGAGCAACAUCAAGUCGCCAAGAAAUACAAGGACGGACCAGAAUACAAUGCCUUCUUAGAGAUGGAUACGCUGCAUAAUUGCAUCAAGGAGGCGCUGCGGAAGAACCCUGCAACACCACUGCUGGUUCGCAGGGUCCAUAAGCGCUUCACGGUGCAGACGAAAGAAGGCCAACAAUAUGACAUCCCGCAGGACUACAUCGUAGCAACUCCUACUAUAGUAAACAAUUAUAUCCCUUACAUUUAUACGGACCCUCAGGAGUAUGAUCCAAAUCGGUUUGGCCCAGAAAGAAGAGAGGACAAAGUGGGUGGCAAGUUCUCUUACACAUCAUUUGGUGGUGGAAGGCACGUUUGCACUGGAGAGGCUUAUGCUUACAUGCAACUCAAAGUGAUAUGGAGCCAUUUGCUGAGGAACUUUGAUCUCGAAUUGGUCUCUCCCUUCCCUAACACAGACUGGAGCAAGUUCUUGCCAGAUCCACAGGGAAAAUUACUCGUGAGAUAUACGAGAAAUGGAAUUUAAUUUGCAGUCGCUUAACUAUAUGAUCUACUUCUACUUGUAUUCAUGCAAUCAAUAUGUACUGUAUGCAUAUGUCUUUUGAUAUGUGUAACACACAAAAAAGUAUGUUAGUAUUUGUAUGACACAUACUUGUAUUGGGAGACAAUGAUGUUACGUUCAGUAGCGGACUAGGGUUUGAGUAUGGUCAAUACCCACAACUAUGUCCAUAAUAAAUAAAUAUA
Messenger RNA from Triticum dicoccoides, 1859 nucleotides. RefSeq names its product obtusifoliol 14-alpha demethylase-like. Lineage: Eukaryota; Viridiplantae; Streptophyta; Magnoliopsida; Poales; Poaceae. Gene Ontology annotation, molecular function: monooxygenase activity; heme binding; iron ion binding. The record is from RefSeq and is a predicted model, not a curated record. Bases 166 to 1641 code for a protein of 491 amino acids. The transcript is spliced from 3 exons.